AUGGAUCCAGAGAUAGCCAAGACGCAGGAGGAGCGGAAGAAAAUGGAGCAGGAGCUCGCUUCCCUGACUUCUCUCACUUACGACAAGGACCUCUACGGUGGAACGGACAGGGACGCCUAUGCCACUUCGAUCCCCGUUAACGACGACGACGACAACGAUAUCGGCGACAAUGAAGCCCCUCGCCGGCUUCCUUCCUACACCGCCCCGAAGUCACUUCUCAAGGAGAUGCCUCGCGGGGGAGACGACGAGGACGACGGCGGGUUCAAGAAGCCAUCGAGGAUUAUCGACCGCGAGGAUGAUUACCGACGGAGGAGAUUGAACAGGCCGCUUUCUCCGGACAGGCACGAUGCUUUUGCUUCGGGGGAGAAGACGCCGGAUCCCUCGGUUAGGACCUACGCGGAAGUGAUGAGAGAGGAGAAACUGAAGAGGGAUAAAGAAGAGACGCUGAAAGAAAUUGCUAAGAUUAAGAAGAUGGGGGAAGAAGCCGCCAAGGAAGGGAAGGCUGCUGAAGUCGUGAAGGAACCAGCAGCUGCCGCUCCUCCGAAGCGGAGGAACAGAUGGGACAUGUCACAGGAUGAAGGUGGUGAUGGUGCUGCGGCUAAGAAGGCCAAGACAAGCUCUGACUGGGAUUUACCCGACGCCACGCCGGGAAUCGGAAGGUGGGAUGCUACUCCCACGCCUGGUAGAGUUGGUGACGCGACUCCUUCGGCCGGGAGGAGGAAUAGGUGGGAUGAAACGCCGACUCCCGGUAGGGUUGCUGAUUCUGAUGCAACUCCUGGUGGUGGUGUUACUCCUGGUGCGACACCUGCUGGUGUUACUUGGGAUGCGACCCCCAAAGGGCUGGCCACACCGACGCCUAAAAGGCAGAGAUCACGUUGGGAUGAAACGCCUGCAACUAUGGGAAGUGCGACCCCUAUGGCUGGAGCUACACCUGCUGCUGCCCUUACCCCUGGUGUUACUCCUGUUGGCGGGGUUGACUUGGCCACCCCAACUCCAAGUCUUAUUCAACGUGGUGCUAUUACCCCGGAGCAGUAUAAUCUUCUGAGAUGGGAGAAGGAUAUUGAGGAGAGGAAUAGACCUUUGACUGAUGAGGAACUCGAUUCUAUGUUUCCGCAGGAAGGGUACAAAAUUUUGGAGCCACCAGCAUCUUAUGUUCCCAUUAGGACUCCUGCCAGGAAGUUGCUAGCUACACCCACUCCUAUGGGGACUCCUCUUUAUUCUAUACCUGAAGAGAAUAGGGGGCAACAAUAUGAUGUGCCGAAGGAAGUUCCUGGUGGGUUGCCAUUUAUGAAGCCAGAGGAUUAUCAGUACUUUGGAUCUCUUUUGAAUGAAGAUGAGGACGAAGAGUUGUCACCUGAUGAACAAAAAGAGCGAAAGAUUAUGAAAUUGUUGUUGAAGGUUAAGAAUGGAACACCACCACAGCGGAAGACCGCUUUGAGGCAGUUGACAGAUAAGGCAAGAGAGUUGGGUGCUGGCCCGCUGUUCAAUAGGAUUUUGCCUUUGCUUAUGCAGCCCACAUUGGAGGAUCAGGAGAGGCAUCUUCUGGUCAAGGUAAUUGAUAGAGUUUUGUAUAAGCUGGAUGAGUUGGUUAGGCCUUAUGUGCACAAGAUUCUUGUUGUCAUCGAGCCAUUGCUGAUUGAUGAAGACUAUUAUGCCCGUGUUGAAGGAAGGGAGAUCAUUUCUAAUUUGAGCAAAGCUGCUGGUUUGGCGACUAUGAUUGCUGCUAUGCGUCCUGAUAUUGAUAACAUUGAUGAGUAUGUUAGGAAUACCACUGCCAGGGCUUUCAGUGUUGUGGCUUCUGCACUUGGGAUUCCUGCACUCCUGCCGUUUCUGAAGGCUGUUUGUCAGAGUAAGAAGUCCUGGCAAGCUCGUCACACUGGAAUCAAAAUUGUGCAGCAGAUUGCUAUUCUGAUUGGGUGUGCUGUACUCCCACAUUUGAGGUCCUUGGUUGAAAUUAUAGAGCAUGGACUUAAUGAUGAGAACCAGAAAGUGAGGACCAUCACUGCAUUGUCUUUGGCCGCUCUUGCUGAGGCUGCUGCUCCAUAUGGUAUUGAAAGUUUUGACUCUGUUCUGAAACCCUUGUGGAAGGGAAUCAGGUCCCACCGUGGUAAGGUCUUAGCUGCAUUCUUGAAGGCAAUCGGUUUCAUUAUUCCUCUGAUGGAUGCCAUGUAUGCAUCAUACUACACCAAGGAAGUGAUGUACAUCCUCAUUCGCGAGUUUCAGUCUCCAGAUGAAGAAAUGAAGAAGAUUGUUCUGAAAGUGGUGAAGCAAUGUGUGAGCACUGAGGGUGUGGAACCGGAUUACAUCCGCUCUGAUAUCCUCCCAGAAUUCUUCAAGAACUUUUGGGUUAGAAGGAUGGCAUUGGAUAGAAGAAACUAUAAGCAGCUUGUGGAAACAACUGUGGAGAUUGCAAACAAGGUUGGUGUUAAAGAUAUUGUGGGGAGAAUUGUUGAGGAUCUUAAAGACGAGAGUGAGCCUUAUCGACGUAUGGUUAUGGAAACCAUCGAGAAAGUGGUAACGAACUUGGGUUCUUCUGAUAUUGAUGCUAGGCUGGAAGAGCUUUUGAUAGAUGGUAUUUUAUAUGCUUUCCAAGAGCAGACGAGUGAUGAUGCCAAUGUGAUGCUUAAUGGGUUUGGAGCAGUUGUCAAUUCUCUCGGGCAGAGGGUCAAACCUUAUCUUCCUCAAAUUUGUGGUACCAUAAAGUGGCGGUUGAACAACAAAAGUGCUAAAGUAAGACAGCAAGCAGCUGAUCUUAUUUCUAGAAUUGCUGUGGUAAUGAAGCAGUGCCAUGAGGAGCAACUCAUGGGCCAUCUCGGUGUCGUUCUUUAUGAGUAUUUGGGAGAAGAGUACCCUGAAGUUCUAGGGUCAAUCCUAGGAGCACUCAAGGCGAUAGUUAAUGUCAUUGGUAUGACCAAAAUGACACCCCCAAUCAAGGACUUGCUUCCUAGGCUGACACCCAUCCUGAAGAACAGACAUGAGAAAGUCCAGGAGAACUGUAUUGAUCUGGUCGGACGCAUAGCAGAUCGUGGGGCUGAAUUUGUUCCAGCUAGAGAAUGGAUGAGGAUAUGUUUCGAGCUGCUCGAGAUGCUCAAGGCACACAAGAAAGGAAUUCGCCGUGCCACUGUCAACACUUUUGGAUAUAUUGCCAAGGCCAUUGGUCCACAGGAUGUCCUUGCAACUCUGCUGAACAAUCUCAAGGUCCAGGAGCGCCAAAAUCGUGUCUGCACAACUGUUGCCAUUGCUAUAGUCGCAGAGACAUGCUCUCCCUUCACUGUUCUACCUGCUUUAAUGAACGAGUACCGAGUUCCCGAGCUGAAUGUCCAGAAUGGUGUUUUGAAGUCCCUCUCUUUUCUGUUUGAGUACAUUGGUGAGAUGGGGAAAGACUAUAUCUAUGCUGUGACACCUUUGCUUGAGGAUGCACUUAUGGACAGGGACUUGGUUCACCGGCAGACUGCAGCUUCGGCUGUGAAGCAUAUGGCACUGGGUGUUGCUGGGCUGGGUUGCGAGGAUGCUCUGGUCCACCUGCUCAACUAUGUGUGGCCGAACAUAUUUGAGACAUCUCCCCACGUGAUUAAUGCUGUGACAGAGGCCAUAGAAGGGAUGAGGGUGGCUCUGGGUGCUGCUGUCGUGUUGAACUAUUGUCUUCAGGGGCUGUUUCAUCCGGCUCGGAAGGUCAGGGAAGUUUACUGGAAGAUAUACAACUCUCUCUACAUAGGAGCGCAGGACGCGCUUGUGGCUGCUUACCCUAUUAUGGACGAUGAGGAGAACAACGUGUACAGCAGGCCAGAGUUGAUGAUGUUCGUGUAG
This is a messenger RNA of Linum tenue, 3807 nucleotides long. The record is from the annotation of a GenBank genome assembly. Lineage: Eukaryota; Viridiplantae; Streptophyta; Magnoliopsida; Malpighiales; Linaceae.